AUGAAUCAGGCCGCCAACGUGCCUUCCUCCAUGUCAAGGGGUCAAUCGACGGAAGCACAAACACCAACACUGUUGGCUCCAUCAUCAACUUCAUCAUUGACAACCACGACCCCAUCCUUUUCAACAACGGACUCGGCAACUCAGCCGUCUUCUUCUCUGCACCCUAUCGCCAUCAACAACUUCAACACCAUCGAUAUUCCUUACACGGAGAGUAACUACAGCAGCAGCAACGUCUCUCCCACAUCAACUAGUACACCGGCCACCCCAAGUGCUGCUGCUGACACUCUUGCGGCUUCGAGCAGCCCGUCUGUCUCUGCAUCUGCUCCUGCUUCUUCGGCCUCUUCGACCAAAGCUCCUUCAGCUUCGACCUCGUCAGACGCAAGAGCUCCGACUGCAACAUCUGCUUCCUCCCAGGUCAAAGCGAAACGAGUCAGGACAAGUAAACCGAAAGUGAAGACAGGUUGUACCAACUGCAAUCGUAGUUCUCGUCCCUUUGAGGAGAUUCGAAUCGCCCCGAAACCGAUGCCGGUCUACGAUGCUCAUGCAUCCUCGAGUGCUCCCAUUGCACCUUUGCAGGGCGACUACCAUCUUCUACCACGCCGAGUACACCAACGAGCAGUUCUGAGAGCCGCCUCCCCUGGAACCCCUUCUCCGUCACCUACUACUUACCAACCGUCCGUGGCCCUUCAAAUCCAACCCAACGAGACGUUUUACUUUGACGUUUUCCGCUCGCACACGGCCCACGAGUUAUCCGGCUUCUUCAACAACCUUUUCUGGACCCAUUACGUUUUACAGGAAUGCCAUUCUGAAGAUGCUAUUAAAUGUGCUGUGAUCGCCCUGGGCGCCUUAUAUCAGACUCUGGAACAGACAGCUGUGCUCAACCUGCGUAGCGGGCAUGAUGCUAGCUCUGAUGCGCGUGUUGAGGUUGUGAGGAGUCACUGGCAAGUGGCCAUCAGACGUUAUGGUGAUGCGUGCAAUGCGUUAGUAAAGCUAAACACCCAAGACCAGAGAUCACACAGAACUUCCAUUAUGGCCAAUGUCCUUCUCGCUUGCUUCGACUCCUUCAUUGGUGAUCAUAGACAGGCUAUUCAUCAGAUCCAGACCGGACUCGGUCUGCUCGAUAUAUUCCGCACCCAACAAAGGCAACGACUGCUGCCAGCUUCAGAACAUUCUCUCGAGGAGGAACUCGUCACUAUCUUUACCCGACUGGCAAUCCAAGCAAAGUCUUACGACAUGGCUUUUCACUUCCCACAACCAUUCAGUAUACGGCUAAGCUCGCAAUCGCAAACGCAAUCCCCUGGCCAUAGUGGUACAAACACUCCCUUGCAAGAAGAGCCUAUCUCCAUCCCCGAAAACUUUACUUCCGUCAUCGAAGCUCGAGUAGCUUGUGAUACGUUAAAUGCUCGGAUCAUGCGAUAUAUCGAAGAACUCUUUUCCAUGAAGACGGAUCUGAGGGGCACACUUCCCCCAUCUUGGCUCGAUUAUGGUCUUUCGUUCAAAAAUCAUCUUGAUGCGUGGGCCAAGGCCUUUGAUAACCUGCUUUUCACGCGCCACAACCCUUCUGUUAGCCUACAAGAGAAGGCAGGAAUUGCAGCCUUGAAGAUGUUGGCAACCAAUUCGAGAAUCUUGUAUCUUAUGAUGUUCAGUGACAAGGAGUCCGACUUCGACAACUUCCUUCCUCAGUUCCAGACCAUAGUCGACUUGGGCAUCGAAAUAGUUGGCGACGAAGAGAGACGAGCCGCUGCGCGUGACUGCCCGAACCCUGGGCAGUGUCAGCAUCGACAACGCGAAACCUGGCAACCCCAGGACUUCUUCCCAGCAAUGGGAUUCUCGGCUCCACACAUCAAGCCUCGGUUUGCUGCCGAUCUCGGGAUCGUUGCUCCGCUGUUCGUCGUGGCUACAAAAUGUCGCGACCCAGGUACCCGGCGCCGAGCUAUUCAGCUGCUUCGCAGCAGUGCUCGCCGGGAGGGCAUGUGGGAUAGCGAGAUGGUGGCCAACAUCAGUGCCUGGGUCAUGAACCUAGAGGAGUCAGAGGCGCUCGUUAUGGGAGUUGAGUCAUAUCCUGCUGAUGGUAUCUCGAGGUCUAUACCCCGUAUCAUACCAGAAGGAAAGCGCUUUACGAUUCGAUCUGUCGACUUCGACUUGAGGACUCGUGUUGCAGACCUUCAUGUUGGUACCCGCGGCCUCCCACCCGGUGUGCCGGACCCAAAGUUCCGCCAAACCCGUUUGAAUUGGUGA
Messenger RNA from Fusarium coffeatum, 2238 nucleotides. RefSeq lists its product as uncharacterized. Bases 1 to 2238 code for a protein of 745 amino acids. The record is from RefSeq and is a predicted model, not a curated record. NCBI's taxonomy places the organism in Eukaryota, Fungi, Ascomycota, Sordariomycetes, Hypocreales, Nectriaceae. The transcript is spliced from 2 exons.